AGCGGGCAGCCUUGAGGGGGUGUGUGAGGGAUCCCUGAGGGGCGUUGAGGGACUCCUGAGAGGGGGGGGACCGCGCACGAUAGCCAGAGCUCAGCUGAGUCUCCUCACGCCCACCAACAUUGCACCAGCUGGCAGGGACCCUGUUUCCACGGGCCUUUCCCUCCCAAAGGCUUCUGCAGCCUUCCACUGACUGGCUGACUGCCCCAGCAACAACUAACCCCAAAUGGCUGGGUCAGGUAGAGGGAGAGGACGUGCUUCGUUUACCUUCAACAUCGAGGCCAUUGGCUUUGCUAAAGGUGCAGCCCUACCCGAUGUCGUGUGUCAGCCUCCACCACCGUUUCCUAGUACAGACAAUAAGCCAGUGCCUCUGAAAACAGGAGAAGAUGAAGAUUACAUGUUGGCCUUAAAACAAGAUCUUAGAGGAACUAUGAAAAAAAUGCCAUAUUUUUUGGCAGUAGAAGAAGAUCGUGAAGCAAUUGAGAGGUACAGUCAGAAGUACCAGGACAUUGAAAAGGAGCGUGCAGCAUGGACCCCAGAUUGGAGAAGACUUCCAAGAGAGAUGAAGCCAAAGAAAAAGACCAAAAAAGCAGGUGCAAAACCAAAAAGGGCAAAAAGCUCUGAGCCUAAAAGUAAUCUGGAUGUGUUGAAAAAAAUCGAGGAGUUGGAAAAGAAGGACGAUGAAGAAGAAAAAUCUGAAGACGAGAAAGACAAAACAAAAGACAAAGAAGGAGAAGAUGAUGAAGAAGCAGAAGAACCAGAGGAGUAUGAUGAAGAGGAGCAAGAAGAGGAAAAUGACUACAUUUCUUCAUAUUUUGAAGAUGGAGAUGACUUUGGUGCUGGCAGCGAUGACAAUAUGGACGAAGCAACAUAUUAGCUGCUGUUGCUAGGUGGUGCACUCCUCAAGCCUUACACUACUUGAAGUGUGAUUCUGGAGGUAGGCUGAGCAUCAACAGAACUAAUGCUUGAGCUCUGUGGGUUUUAAGUAUACUCCCCAAAAACUGUUGGGACAGUUCUUUUGAAGUGACCUAUGCUGUAAAACAGAGUAGGGGAUCUUUCUUUUUUGUUCUUUUGCCAGGUGUUUUGCAGACACGCACCUUUUGAAGGUUCUCUGGAAUGCCUCAUGAUGGAUUGAGCUAUAUGCCUCUGUAUUGCCUCUGCACAGAAAAAAGAAUGUAUGCAUUUUAAUUGAAAUUGUGCCUAAGCAUUUGCACUAGUCAGUACUAUACUUUAGCAGUCGAAUCUUGAAAAUAAUAGUGAAAUUCUUGACUGCAGCAAAAAAAAAGAUAAUGGCCUUUAUGGACAUAAGCUGCCCGUAUUUGGCAGCUGAUUUAUGUAACUCCUGAAGGGAUUUAUGUAACUUCUGAAUUCAGGUGACUGAAAAUAAUCAACCACUAAGCACUUUAAUACAAACUGACUUGAAAGGACCUUAGUAAUAUGGACAAACAACAUAAUGAGAGUAUUUUGAUAAGCUAUUACUCUAGUUAAAAUAACAUUAUUUUUAGUAUUUUGGCAAGAAGGGACUGUAAUAUUUAACAAUGUGUUACAUUAGCUUUAUAAAUCAGUGUAAGUAAGGAUAAUUUCAUUUAGAAAGAAUAUAUGGCAGAAUUUAAGGUUGAGAAAUUAUGGAAUCCUGGUUUUCACCGGUGGCACACAGAUUAGGGACAAGAAUUUCAGUCCUGCACCUCAGUUUCUCUGCCUCUUAAGGUGAUACCAACUCUCCUACCUCACAGAGCUGUUAAGUGAGAUGGUGGGUGAUAGCUAUCCAUGUAAUUGUUAAUGCUUUUACUUUCCUACAGAACAAAAAAGACUGAAACUUAAGAGACAGCAAAUCAAUACAAAAAACCCAAAAUAUGUAGGAAAGGAUGCGGUGAAGUAUUUUGAUGCAUGAAGUUUUAAGAACCGACAGCUGUAUUGUAGAAACCUUAUUCCUGGGAUUAGAAACUUGAAGAAAUGACAGAGCAUUCUCUGUUUCCCAUUGUCCUUUGACGACAUAAAAUAUCGAUCAGUGUUAUUUUAGUGUUACUAUAUUACCAUUGAUCAAGGCUAAUCAUUUGUGGUUUUUUUUUUUUACUUUUUAAAAACAUUCUGUUAGUGCUGUUAUCAGAUCUAAUGAAAGAACAGUUUUAAAACAAAACCAAUUAUUUUAUCAGCAACAGAAAGUACGGAAGUUUUCCUUGUAAGUUUGGCAUUUUGUCAAGCAGUACUUUACCUCACAGCUGACUGGAAAACAGUACUGCAUUAUUCUGUGAACU
Messenger RNA from Calidris pugnax (ruff), 2252 nucleotides. RefSeq names its product polymerase (RNA) III (DNA directed) polypeptide G (32kD) (gene POLR3G). Gene Ontology annotation, cellular component: RNA polymerase III complex. The record is from RefSeq and is a predicted model, not a curated record. NCBI's taxonomy places the organism in Eukaryota, Metazoa, Chordata, Aves, Charadriiformes, Scolopacidae. Gene Ontology annotation, biological process: transcription by RNA polymerase III; cell population proliferation. The coding region runs from base 224 to 874 and encodes 216 amino acids. The transcript is spliced from 9 exons.